Molecule: messenger RNA, 1424 nt
Organism: Saimiri boliviensis boliviensis (Bolivian squirrel monkey)
Lineage: Eukaryota; Metazoa; Chordata; Mammalia; Primates; Cebidae
Gene: ATPAF2
Product: ATP synthase mitochondrial F1 complex assembly factor 2
Biological process (GO): mitochondrial proton-transporting ATP synthase complex assembly
Cellular component (GO): mitochondrion
Source: RefSeq, a predicted model, not a curated record
GGGUGCGCCAGUGGCCCGCUGGGACUUGUAGUCUCCUCGCUGAGGAGCGGCGUGGAGGGGGCGGAGCGAGGUGCGUUUGUGAUGCUAAGUGACUGGGGGUGUGCGCAGGAGGCGUGCGGCGGCGACGGCACGCCGUUGGUGUCAUGUGGAAGAUGGCGGCAUCCAGGGGAGGCUGAGGGCUCUGAGGGGGCGGUGAGAGGUUUCCGUACAGCCCGAACGUGCGGCUUUGGAGGUCCCUUCGCUCAGUUUCCUGCUCCAGGUUUCGCGCCGCGCAUCCUCCCAGACCCUCCGGCGCGAUGUGGAGGAGCUGCCACCGGCUGCGGGACGGGGGACGCCGCCUCCUGAAACGGCCUGCGGGUGGCCCCAGCCCUUCUAAGAGUCCAGGGCCAACCAUCCGGUUUCCAGCCCGGGCUUACGCCCCGCCGACAGAAAGGAAGAGGUUUUAUCAGAAUGUCAGCAUCACACAGGGUGAAGGUGGCUUUGAGAUAAACCUGGACCACAGGAAGCUGAAAACUCCCCAAGCCAAGCUCUUUACCGUGCCCAGCGAGGCCCUGGCCAUCGCAGUGGCCACUGAAUGGGAUUCCCAGCAGGAUACCAUCAAGUACUACACCAUGCACCUGACCACAUUGUGCAACACAUCCUUGGACAACCCAACCCAGAGAAAUAAGGAUCAGCUGAUCCGGGCAGCCGUGAAGUUUCUGGACACCGACACCAUCUGCUACAGGGUGGAGGAGCCAGAGACAUUAGUGGAACUUCAAAGGAAUGAGUGGGAUCCAAUCAUAGAAUGGGCUGAGACAAGAUAUGGUGUGGAGAUCAGCUCCUCCACCAGCAUAAUGGGACCCAGCAUCCCCGCCAAGACUCCGGAGGUGCUUGUCAGCCACCUGGCGUCUUACAACACGUGGGCUCUGCAAGGCAUUGAGUUUGUGGCUGCCCAGCUCAAGUCCAUUGUGCUAACCUUGGGCCUGAUUGACCUGCGCCUGACGGUGGAGCAGGCUGUGCUGUUGUCACGCCUGGAGGAGGAGUAUCAGAUCCAGAAGUGGGGCAAUAUUGAGUGGGCCCAUGACUACGAGCUGCAGGAGCUGCGAGCCCGCACUGCCGCCGGCACCCUCUUCGUCCAUCUCUGCUCCGAGAGCAGCACAGUCAAGCACAAGCUCCUGAAGGAGUGAGGCCUGGGCAGCGCACAACAGCUCCCCUGGCCUUUGGGGUUCCCCAGCCUGUGGGGCUGGCUCCCUUGGCCUUUGGGGCUCAGCCUCAGAGUCACCCUGAGAUUCCCCCGAGACACAGUGCGCUAGUGCAGCUGUCCAGAGGUCAGCCUGAUUUCAACCCAGUUGCCCCUGGUCUGGCCAGCAGUGAACGUGGGAGACAAAUUGUACAAGUGACUUUCUCUUGACACUGAUUUUAUUAAAUAUUUCUCACCCUGGAAA